AGCGUUAUUUGUUGAAUUUCUCUAAUGCAGCAAAAGUACAUCUUAAUGUUUUUAAGGAAAUUGAUCAUUUUGUCAAAGAAACUUUUUCUGCUGUUCAAAGGAGUGCAAAGUAGUCUUGAGAACACUUUGAUUGACUUCGCAGCUGAACAGGGAUCAAAGAGUGACCAAACAACUUCAUCUGGAGACACCACUACACUAAUAAAACGGAUGCUACCAAAAUUUGAACAAUUUUUCAUACGUUGCUUAUGGAGAGAUGAUAAUUGCCUUGAUGCAUUGCAUUGGACUCAGCAACAAACUACCUCAAUAUUCUGUCAUAAACUUACUCUUACAAAUGCAUUUGUUCAUGGACCCUACGAGCGCCUUCAAAUCAGCUUCAUGAUCGACCCAGUAUCUGCUAGCGUCACUGGCAGAAAUGACUUGCAGGUGGAAAUUUAUUUCGUUAUGCCUGGUAGUCACUUCUCGGUCAAAGAUCAUAAUAUAAUGACUAAAAUUGGUCCGGGGUAUUCUCACAAUAUUGGACUCGAAUUGUUCCAAUACGCUGACAACUCGGGAACAACAGAUUGUCUCAAUGAGGGUACACGAGGGGUCCUUAAGUAUAGUGAGGAAUAUACUUACCCUCUAUGCAUAGGUGAAUGCAUUACUCUGAAAGAGCAAAUGAGUUGUGAUUGUAAUAUGCUGAGGUAUGCAAGAGCCGAUGAUAAAAUACGAAUCUGUGGUUUAUUGGACAUGGUCGUUUGCCCUUUCGACAGUGGCGAGGCAUUGGGUGAAUGCAGUAUGGAGUGCCGUCCUCAAUGCGAUUUCAAGUCAUACCAUAUAAAAACGCAGUCAACUAAAUUUCCAUCACGCGAAUCGUAUGCCAGAAUGCGACAAUUGAAUCCAAUUCUCUCUAAUUUUUCAGAGGAGUACUGGCGACGAAAUGCAUUUGACGUCAGCAUUCAAAUUCAGGGCUCUGACCAAAAUCAGUCGAUGAUUUCAACUGAGAUUACAGUGAGCCUCAAGUUCUCAUUCCUGGACAUCAUCAGUGCAUUUGGCGGACUCGGAGGAAUAUUCAUUGGUGCGAGUUUGCCCUCUAUUUCAAGGAAUGACGGCGAAACCUCCAAGGGCACUGCUCCAGGUACUGUUGGCAACGAAGUGACAAACACUAUUGAUGAAGAUACCUCGGAAGUCACCGGCCAGUUGCCAAUUGGUGCGUCAGCUGCGUCAAUUAGGAUGGUACCACUUCCCCAGUGCGUGCCUGCGAUUGAUCUUGUCAACUGGAUCCAGUCAGACUGGUUUACUGGUCAACAAGGGGCCUUGUUAGUUCUAUCGGCUGAAUCCAUCAAAGGGUUCAAAAGCCAACAGGCGGAUAGUUACCAGUUUCACAGCCGAAUGUAUGGGGACAGUUUCAUUGACGAAAUUCUGAAGGAAUAA
Messenger RNA from Symsagittifera roscoffensis, 1410 nucleotides. RefSeq lists its product as uncharacterized. Gene Ontology annotation, molecular function: ligand-gated sodium channel activity. The coding region runs from base 25 to 1410 and encodes 461 amino acids. Gene Ontology annotation, cellular component: plasma membrane. The transcript has 6 exons. Lineage: Eukaryota; Metazoa; Xenacoelomorpha; Acoela; Convolutidae. The record is from RefSeq and is a predicted model, not a curated record. Gene Ontology annotation, biological process: sodium ion transmembrane transport.